UGCAGUAAAACAAAUCGGAGACAUAUAUCCUUCCAUUUGCGCGACGCUUUUCCUCCUUUUGUAUGCGCCCGGGACUGCUAUAUAUGGAGCUCCACCAAGUGCUCUUCUCCAAGCAAGAUUUAGGCGAGCAGGAAGUGAGCUGAGAGAGAGAGAGAGAGAGAGAGAGAGAGAGAGAGAGCGAGUGAAUGGAACCCAAAUCUGAUGAGGAACCUGAGGUGCACGUCAAUGAAGCUCAAAUCGCUCGCAAAAGAGGAGGUUGGAUCACAUUCCCUUUCAUCGCAGGGACCAUGUUCGGGAUGUCGCUGGUCGUAAGCGGAGUACUAAACAACUUCAUAGUGUACCUGAUGAAGGUGUACAACGUGAAGAGCGUCGACUCUGCUCAGAUCUCGAACAUCAUCAAUGGUUGCACCAGCCUCGCCCCCCUGGCCGGAGCCAUCAUCUCCGAUGCCUACUUUGGAUGCUUCCCCGUCGUUGCCUUCUCCACCACGGCCUCCUUGCUAGAUAUAUAUAUUUGCAUCAAUUGACGUGCAGUCCUCCGAUGGCUGCAUCCUUCUCCAUGCACACCUGUCUCCGGUGCAUGCGAAGCAGCAUCUAUCGGCCAGUUUGCAGUCCUCUAUGCUGCCGUCUUGCUGUUGGGCAUCGGGAUCGGAGGAACGCGGUUCAACAAUAUUACUCUGGGUGCAAACCAAUUUGACGAGGUCCAGGAUCAAGACGUCUUCAUCAACUGGUACUUAUUCAUCAUCCUCUAUGCAGCAGCCUUAAUUGGAGCCACUGCCGUAGUCUACAUCCAGGAUAGCAUAAGCUGGGCCUUGGGCUUCGGCCUGUGUGCUGCCAUGAACGCCAUCAGUGUGGUUGUCAUUCUCCUCGGUGCGCCAUUCUACCGCAGGACUGGGGCCCAGGGGAGCCCAUUUACGGGACUGGCUCGCGUCAUCGUUGCCGCAAUUAUUGCAGCGUCACCGUCGACGGGCAGCUCGGGUUACGACCGUGGACCUACCGAGGUGGCCAUGCCCUCCCCUGUUGCUCCAACUCAAAGUUUUAGAACCAAAAUGCAUGCCCACUUUUUCAAAUGGAGUACCGCUACAAAGCUUCCAUGGCCAUUUAUGUGUAUAAGAAGAUUUCUUGGCAAGCGGGACAUAAAGAGCUUCCUAAACCGCGCUGCGCUGAUCACCCAAGGCGACGCUUGCCGGGACGGCACCACCGCCAAGCCCUGGCGCCUGUGCACCGUCCAACAAGUGGAAGACUUCAAGGCCUUGAUCCGAAUCCUCCCACUCUGGUCCUCCGGCAUCCUCACAACCGUCUGUUUAAGCACCCAGGGCAGCUUCACUGUCCUCCAGGCCCUCACCAUGGACCGCUCCCUGGGCCCCGGCCGCUUCUCCAUCCCCCCUGGCUCCAUGCCCGUCUCCGGCCUCGGCGCCAGCGUCCUCUCCCUCGUCCUCCUCGAUCGCCUCCUCUUCCCGCUGUGGCGCCGCCUCACCGGCCGCAACUCCACGCCCCUCCAGCGCAUCGGCCUCGGCCAGCUGCUCAACGCUGCCGCCAUGGCGGCCUCCGCGCUGGUCGAGACGCGGCGAGCCGGCAUCGUGCGCUCGCACCACGCCGAGGGCCGGUCCGGGUGGGUGGUGCCGAUGUCGGUGCUGUGGCUCGUGCUGCCUCUGGCGGUGACCGGGGCCGGGGAGGCGCUGCACCUCCCGGCCCAGGUGGCGCUGUUCUACCACGAGUUCCCUGCGUCGCUGCGGAGCACGGCGACCGGGAUGAUUGCACUGCUUAUGGCUCUCGGAUUUUAUCUCAGCACGGCCGUCGUCGACGCGGUUCGCAGGGUCACGGAUUGGCUGCCGGAUAACAUAAACGACUCUAGGUUGGAUAAUGUGUACUGGACGCUCGCCGUGCUCGCGAUGAUCAACUUUGGAUACUUCGUGUUGUGUGCAAGGUUCUACCAGUACCAGAGUGCAGCCGAGAAAGUUGAAGGCCAGGCAAGCUCACAAAGUAGAGGUUAAUUAAGUAAUCUUAUAGUUAUUAUCAUAUGUAGCUAAAUUAUCAUGACUCUGGGACAAGAGUCGAGUAGUCGACUACCUGCAAACCAUGCGAUGAGUAAGUUAAUAGCUCUAGUCUUAAAAUUAUCGAAUAUGUUUUCAAUUUUAUAGUUGCGAGGGAAGUAGGCCAUCCACUUUGUUAAAAAGAAUGUCAAGAGAAAUGGCAAAGACGCCCCUUUGUAUAUUACAAACCUUUCCCUAAACUAU
Phoenix dactylifera (date palm) is the source of this 2234-nucleotide messenger RNA. Lineage: Eukaryota; Viridiplantae; Streptophyta; Magnoliopsida; Arecales; Arecaceae. The record is from RefSeq and is a predicted model, not a curated record.